GCAAAGGCAUUGUCAAUGUGACAGUUCUAUACGACAACAAAAACAUGCGUGCGCCUAUAACCUCAACAUAACAUGUAUAUCGUAUCGUAACUUGAUUUAUUCGGAAAAUGGACGACUUGCAGUUAAAUAUUUCUGUUGCUAAAAAGGCCACCAAGAAAACAGGAGGUGCUCAGAAAAAUGCUUCGGAAUAUAAGUUUAUGUCGAAGCCUGCUUUUACGGGAAAAACUAUAGCUAGGAAGAGAGCUAUAACAAACAAGAAAACUGAUUCCGAACAUCCAAUUAAGGUGCCUCGGCAAUCAGAACCUCAAGCCCAAAAGUCAGUAGAUUUAUCAAGUAGCUUAAGGGAUUUGAGCGAAAACAAAGGAAAGUUUCAAGGGAAAAGCUACCAAGACUUGAGUGAUGAUAUACAAUUAAAGCAAAAACCCAGGGCUGGUGGCUGGAUUUCAUCAUUGUUCAAAAAUAAUCCAGAUGUGCCAAGGAUUGGACAGCGAGCUGUAAAGCCGGUAGUGGAAAAGGUGUUUGCAGAAAAAAGCUUUUCAGAUUUAGACAUUCACCCUCACAGUGUAGCCAAUUUACAACAGAAUCUUGGCUUGAAGGAGCUUAUGGUGGUUCAACAAAGUGCUGUGCCUGUGAUACUACAAGGACGAGACGCCUUGAUUAGGUCACAGACAGGUUCAGGCAAAACAUUAGCUUAUGCGUUACCUAUUAUAGAAGGGUUACAAGCCAUACGCCCAAAGAUAAACAGACAUGACGGUAUCCGGGCAGUUGUUGUGGUGCCGACUAGAGAACUGGCAGUGCAGACUCAUGAACUGUUCCUGAAACUGGUUAAGCCAUUCACUUGGAUUGUUCCGGGUCUAUUAAGUGGCGGCCAAAAACGCAAAGCUGAGAAAGCGAGACUGCGAAAGGGCCUCAACAUAUUGAUUGGUACCCCGGGACGGAUAAAUGACCAUUUAAGGCACACACAAUCUCUCAAUUUUGCGAAGACAGGGUGCCUAGUGCUAGAUGAGGCCGAUCGCCUACUGGACAUGGGAUACGAAAAAGAUGUAGCGGCCAUUGUGAAAGCGAUCGAAGAUCAUAAAAAAGCAGCAACAUAUGACCCUCUAGCCAUGGUCAAAAGUCAAAUCAAGUCCACCUUUCCUGACGCAGAAGAGGAACCGACAGAUAAAAAUGAAGAUGAAGGCAAGACUGAGAUAAAACAUCAUUUGACUGAAGUGUUCUUGUCUAAAGAUCGUCAAACUACUUUACUGUCUGCUACGCUUACUAAGGCCGUGGAAAAUUUAGCCGGCAUCACAAUGGUGGACCCGGUGUUCGUCGACGCCGCUGACGGAAAGGCGCUCGUCGCCGAUUCCUUGAAACCCCACAAAGAUAACACGAAACAAGCACAGUCCUCUGCCAAAGAUAUCCAAACACUAAGCGAGAAGACUGUUGCUAAGCCAAAUGUUACCGAAGAAGACACGGAACAGAAUGAUGAGGAAGAAGAAGGUCCAGAAGAAAAACAGGGUCUGAAGUUAUUUAGACAAGACAAAUCGAAGUCUUUGUUUAGCAUGGACGAUUUAUCAGACUCAGAAGCUACCCCAGUACCAUUCCCCGGAGUUCCAGCAGUUGAGAAACAAAAAAAGACAAAAGAAAAGCCAGCUCCAAUACCCGGGGUCGUGGACAUGGAAUCAGACGACGAAUACGUCAUGCCAGAACCCGACAUCGCUCCGUCUUUCGAAGCGGCUGUCAAAACAGCCAUAAAAGAAGACGAGCUGGUGAUGCCCGUGUCGGUGAAGCAAUCAUUUCUAAUAGUCCCGAUGAAGUUGAGACUGGUCACACUGUGCUCCCUUAUAGUUGAACAUUGUGUUAUGAACAAGAGAGGUGGCAAGUUGAUGGUGUUCAUGGCUACUUUGGAGAUGGUGGACUAUCAUGCGGAGCUCAUAGAAACUGUGCUUACUGGGAAACCAGCGAAGUCUAAGCUAAACGAGAAUCCAAAGUCCAAGAAGAGGAAAGCCAAUGAGGAUAAGGAGUCUGACAGCGAUUCCGAGUUCGAAGUGGACUACCAAGCGCCACCCGAGGGCGGGGUGGUGCCGGUCGAGCUGUCCGUGUUCCGUCUGCACGGGUCCAUGCCCCACGAGAGCAGAAUCGAGGUUUUCGACCAGUUCCGCAAGGCCAAGAAAGGCGUGCUGUUCUGUACGGAUGUUGCGGCGCGAGGGCUCGAUGUGCCACGCGUGGAUCUUGUGCUGCAGUACUGCGCACCGGCCUCAGCCACCGACUAUGUACACAGGGUCGGGCGAACGGGCCGAGCUUCGAACGUGGGCGAAGCUGUGAUGUUCCUGCUUCCCAGCGAAACAGAAUUCAUGCGGCACCUUGAACAGAAACGUAUCAGACUGACUCAACGCAACGAGAAACACUGUCUAGAGCCGCUGCUGACUAUAGUCCCGGGUGCCGCGAAUGCGAACCGCGCGGCCAUUGCCGUGCAGGCGCGCCUCGAGCAGACCGCGCACACCGACAAGUCGUGGCUACUCAGGGCGAGUCGAGCGUACACAACCUGGGUCCGCUUCUACUCGGGUUACCCUCGCGACGUUCGCGAGUUCCUUGACGCCAAGCAACUGCACCUCGGGCACGCGGCCAAGGCGUUCGCACUCCGAGACACGCCGGCCGCGCUCGCCAAACGCGCCAAGUAUGAUCCGGACUUGAAGCGAGAGCGGCCUGUGAACAAGCUCACGGUGCAUGACGAGGAAGAGAGGAAGAGGCCUGGAUUCCCAAAGGUUAAAGCGGGGUUGAGCGGGCGGAUAGUGAACAAGCAGAGCUCCAUGCACACCGCCAGCGAGUUCGACAGCGGCCUGCCGCCCCUCGAGCAGGCGCGCAAGAAACAGAAGAAAAACAAAUGACACCCCACCACUUCCCACCAACCACCCCCGCUACAACUCUCCGUCAAAAUCUUCAGACUGCGCUAACUGAUCGAGGACUCAAUGAUAUUGCCUGUAUAAUUGUAUAUGUAAUCCUUGUAUACUUUUAGUGUAAUGAAAAAAAUAUAACAUCUAUACUCCA
Leguminivora glycinivorella is the source of this 3030-nucleotide messenger RNA. RefSeq names its product probable ATP-dependent RNA helicase CG8611. Gene Ontology annotation, molecular function: nucleic acid binding; ATP binding. Lineage: Eukaryota; Metazoa; Arthropoda; Insecta; Lepidoptera; Tortricidae. The transcript is spliced from 13 exons. Gene Ontology annotation, biological process: ribosome biogenesis. The record is from RefSeq and is a predicted model, not a curated record. Gene Ontology annotation, cellular component: nucleus. The coding region runs from base 108 to 2870 and encodes 920 amino acids.